AUGUCACGUAACAGUACAGCGAAGAACCGAAAGUUAAGCGGCUCCAGGCACGGUUCACUCGGUGGCUCCAGUGGAGAGCUCAGAGAUAAGAAGACCAAGCAGCUGAUAUUCCAUCAGUGUAAGGUUUGUGCGGUGGCCAAAGUGACACGAGAUUCUGCGGAUGCCCUAAACGAGGAAGCGGUCGGGAAACUGCUCUUCUUUCAUCUCCGCAAGCGACACUCUCAUGGCGCCCUACUCAGUGCUUUGGAGGACCGAUUGAAUUUCAAGAAGACAAAGGUGAUGUCAAAGUCACCGUUUCGAAACUGGGUGGUGUAUACUGACAUCGAACACUAUUUCAUCUUCCCACAACACCCAACCAUGUUUAUGCUCGCGAUAAAAUCUGACACUCCCGGCAAGUCACUGUUUGAAACUUACAAAUGUAAGACCAAGGAGGACACGACGAAGCUGUGUGAAAUGGUUUGCAAAGCAUGUCGUGAUCCAGCGAAACGUCUACGGGAUACCCCUGACGAACAGAGGCCAUUUUCUGCUCUAUCCGAAGUGUCUAUUCACUCAAAUGCCAUUUCCCAACCAAAUUUAGCCAUGAAUGGAGAAUCGGCUGAUCACGAAGAUCUCGCAACGCUUAGUGAAAACCACCUGUCUACUGAGUUGCGUGAUUCUUCGCCGGUUGACAUCCCGGAUGUCCAAAUAAACCAAUUGUCACCUGUACACCGAGGAGAAGAAGAGUACGUCAUAGAGACACAAUCACAACAGCCCAAUUAUUCGGCUGCCCCUGCUUUCAUCGCAUCAAGCCUCGACGACGAUAGUGAUCGUAUUACGUACUUUGAUUACGAUCCCAUUCGCGGUGCUAUACUCAACAACGAGGGACCAAUCUACAUGUACUUGAGGCGCUACGAAUCAAACGUCGGUUCACAAUUGCCCCUGAAUCAGGCAGUUUGA
Dicrocoelium dendriticum is the source of this 936-nucleotide messenger RNA. Lineage: Eukaryota; Metazoa; Platyhelminthes; Trematoda; Plagiorchiida; Dicrocoeliidae. The record is from the annotation of a GenBank genome assembly.